Messenger RNA from Panthera uncia (snow leopard), 3308 nucleotides. It is a transcript of the gene SNF8, whose product is annotated as SNF8 subunit of ESCRT-II. Gene Ontology annotation, cellular component: ESCRT II complex. NCBI's taxonomy places the organism in Eukaryota, Metazoa, Chordata, Mammalia, Carnivora, Felidae. The transcript is spliced from 8 exons. Bases 97 to 873 code for a protein of 258 amino acids. The record is from RefSeq and is a predicted model, not a curated record. Gene Ontology annotation, biological process: protein transport to vacuole involved in ubiquitin-dependent protein catabolic process via the multivesicular body sorting pathway.
GUGGCCCGCGCUUCCGCGUCGGGAGCCGGCGGCGGAUCCCGGGACGCGGAGACCCGGGGUCCCGGCAGCGGGGCGGCCCGCGGGCGCGGGGCUGGGAUGCAUCGCCGCGGGGUGGGAGCCGGCGCCAUCGCCAAGAAGAAGCUGGCCGAGGCCAAGUACAAGGAGCGAGGAACUGUCUUGGCUGAGGACCAGCUGGCCCAGAUGUCAAAGCAGUUGGACAUGUUCAAGACCAACCUGGAGGAGUUUGCCAGCAAGCAUAAGCAGGAGAUCCGGAAGAAUCCAGAAUUCCGGGUGCAGUUCCAGGACAUGUGCGCCACCAUCGGGGUGGAUCCUCUGGCCUCUGGAAAAGGAUUUUGGUCUGAGAUGCUAGGCGUGGGAGAUUUCUAUUAUGAGCUGGGUGUUCAGAUCAUCGAAGUGUGCCUGGCCCUGAAGCACCGGAAUGGAGGUCUGAUAACUCUGGAAGAACUACAUCAGCAGGUGUUAAAAGGAAGGGGCAAAUUCGCACAGGAUGUCAGCCAAGACGACCUUAUCAGGGCCAUCAAGAAGCUGAAGGCGCUCGGCACCGGCUUUGGCAUCAUCCCCGUGGGUGGCACCUACCUCAUUCAGUCUGUUCCGGCUGAGCUCAAUAUGGACCACACGGUGGUGCUGCAGCUGGCGGAGAAAAAUGGCUACGUGACCGUCAGCGAUAUCAAAGCCAGUCUUAAAUGGGAGACCGAGCGAGCGCGGCAAGUGCUGGAACACCUGCUGAAGGAAGGGCUGGCCUGGCUGGACCUACAGGCGCCCGGGGAGGCCCACUACUGGCUGCCCGCUCUUUUCACGGACCUCUACUCCCAGGACAUUACAGCCGAGGAGGCCAGAGAAGCCCUCCCCUGACUCUGGGAGCGCCCGGGGGGUGGGGGCCGGGGGCCCGGCAGCUGGCAGGGAGAGGAGGGGAGAGCGGUUGGCGAAUAAAACCCGAACAACUUUGCUUUUGUCUGUUUUCUUUCAAGAAGAAAGAGUUCCAAGUUUUCUUGCGCCCUCCGUACGCUUCACCCAUUGGCUUGUUUUUUCUUAAAGUGCCUUCCCGUAGCAUCUUUAGUGGAGAAAACCUCAUUUAUCCAGGAAGGAGGACCCGAGUUACACAGAACAGCGAGCACGGAGGGAAGGACCUCUACGGGCCGGUCUUCCAAGCUCACGGCGAAGCCGGGUCUAGGACGAAGGCUGUCCGCCUCCUGGCUCGACAGCCUAGUCUCUCUCUAGCCCUGAGGCAUAAAUCACAGCCCGCUGGCUCAAAGCUGGUCCCUAGGAAGAUGUUUUGAUCUCAAACCAGCAGACCCUAACGGACCCGUAAGUCAUAGCCACUCGUCCGGUCUCAUCCAGCUUCCUUGAGGGCCUGCAGGUUCUGACAGACACGGCUGAGUGUGAAGCAGAGGUCAAAGUCAAGUGGUGGUUAGAGGAAACCGUGGAAUCUGGGGGAACUGACCGACAGUGGCCCUACACGGUGGUAGUUCUCCCGUUUCCUAGUGGGUUUCCCUCUCCCGUUGCUCACCGGGUCCCUCUAGCCUCAGUGGCGGCAAGGGCAUUGUUUAGUGAACACCUACCCCACGCCAUUUGCGAACCCCCUCUAAUCCUCACGACUUUACUUGGGUAAGUAGGUCUCCUUAAUGUCUCAGGCGAAGGGUCCAAGUCCUCUACCAGAGGCCACCAGGCGGAAGAAGCAGAGAAAAGCCAGAGCUAGGUCCACUCCCAUCAGACCCCCUCACUUUCCCGUAUCCUGGCUGCACACGGCACGGGGCGGCAUUUUGCAAAGUUUCUCCCCACGCCCGUGGUCAGCCAGGAAGAAAAGCCUCUGCGCCGGAAAGCGGGGGCCUUGUUUACCCAGUAGGGACAGGGGUGUGGGGCGGAGGCUGCGCGAAGCAGCGUCUCCACGGUCUCCGAACGCUGGGCUCCUGAGGGCUGGUUGAGUGCCAGAAAACAGAAAACCCAGUGGUUUGGAUUAUCCCGAACGUGGACACCCUAUCCUUACCAAGGGACACUCGGGCCAAGCCCAGGUGCCCAGACUCGAGGCCUGCCCGUCCUUGUAGGACCUGGAUCUCUCUGGAAGCAGCCGAGGCCAAGGUGGCACUCCUCUCCUUGGCGGCCCGAGGGGGGCUCACGAAACGCUCUUCUCCUUCUGGUGGGCGGGAAACUGGUCACCAGCAGCCCUGCAUCCACCCAGGUCACAUAGGCGGGAGCUUCCAGCUUCCAGACGGUUCACUGAGCGCUUUCUUCCUCCCUGACGGGUCCAGACCCAGGGGAGAGGUGUGGUUGUCGAGGAGACCCACGCUCCCUUCACGCAAACCCUCCCACACCCACAGGCGCUUCCUCCUUCUGCCAAAACAAACUUUAUUGCACCAAAAAGAAAAACAAAAAACAAAAAACUUCAUUUAUGUACAGUCAGAUAUAAAGACAUCUCUUUGACUCCUGUGCAUAUAUUUCCUCAACUCAAGAUUAGGGCGUAAAAGUCGGGCCGGUAUGCCAGACAUGCUCUGCCCAUGGCAGGGCCAAGGAGAGGAUUGUCACUUGAAAGUGGGAACACUUAAAAUGGAUGACAGACGACCACUGGACCAACAGACCAAGGGCAUUCUUCUAAGCCCUGCGCUAGCUCUGGGAAUGGAAGAGGGAAAUGGGAAGCAGGGUCCCUCUUUUGAGUCUCGUUAAGAGACUCAGCCUUCGGUAUCCAAGAUAAACUUCCGUUCCCCAAGCCCACGUCCUGUCCAGUUUCUCAGCUUCCUGCCCUCCCAAGUAGGACAUUCUCCUUUGUGCCCGACCCCCCCCCCCCCCAACUCCCCCCGGGAAGUCCCACCACGACCCCCACCCAGGCAGCCGCCUCCACGGCAGCGGGCGGGGCAGGUACGCCGUCUCCUCUCCCUUCUCCCUUCCACGUGGCUGGAUGCUGCCUGAGGCCCUGCGUCACAUGGGUCACCGACACCCCACUGGGAGCCUUAACGGGAAGAAUCCGGAAAAUAUGGGGCGAACACACCAUAAAGGGGAAGGCUGGAUUCCCUCAACGCCCAGUACCACAGGGCACCUAAAGCCCAUUUUUCCGAGCCAACCGGCUAAAGAAUCACUGUAGCUAGAUACAGACAGAGAAGCGACACAGCCAGGGGACACCCCUUAGAGCCAGCGGCAGAGCAGCCGGGAGGGAGAGGGAGGGGAGUGGCGAGAAGGGGAGCCCAGAGUUCCAGCCAUCCCCCCCCCCGCCCCCCCGCCAUUGCCUACCUUGCUCCCCACAGGUUCCUGGGCAUUGAAGUUGGGGCGGGGGGCGGGGGGCGGUGGCGCGGGAGGGG